UUCUGGACUUGGGUUGGGCCUCCUCUCUCUCCCUCCUUCUCCUGAAUUUUUGAGACCUGAAUAAGGCAGGAUCCCGCAAACUUAAAUGCUCUGACCUAAGGCUCUCUGUGCUUUGGCAUCUACAGAGAAAUGGGAGACCCCGAGAGGUGAAAAUGAAUUGCGAUGUGAGUGAUUACAGUGAGACUAGACUGAUUUUUCUAGAUCAGGUUGGGACAAAGAGUCCAGAAAGAUAAAAGUUCAACUUCACCUUUCUUCUCAGGGAGCGACUUUGACCAUGCCCUACCUGCUCCCUGACUAGGGCAAGCUCUAGUCUUCUGAUUCCAACUUAACUUGCAACAUAUGGAAGUACUUCAUGAGUUUCCUCAGGAAGGGUGGUGAAUUCCCACCUUCACCGCUCAAAGUAGCUGGUAAAGGCGGGGCUAGGAGGAGGAUGGGCAGUGUGGUCAGGAAGGGCCCAGAGGGGUGGAGGUUUAGUGGGCGAAUACUCUCAAUUCUACUUCUGGGAGUAAAUCCUCCACUUAAGUCUACUGAAAACCCAAUUUCUAGUUCCCCUUUUAUUUCCCCUCCCUUUUGCUACCCCUGGGCUCCUAUCGUGAAAGGAGUCUGUUCUGGUCUGCUUUGAUGGGCCCUGAAGGCCAGGAAGGAACUGGUCCCUGGUUCCCUGGAGCGGAUGGAAUCCUCCCGCCUGCAAGUCUUUAAAGACUGAAGUUAUGCGUCAGGGAAGGGGGAAGGGAAAGGGACUAACUGGGGUCUGGCGAGGACUGCGGGGCUGGCACUCGUGGGUUUUAAGAAAUGUAGAGCUCAUAGGCAUUGGGUCUAAAGGGCGCCCCCAAGCGCUGGAGGGGAAACUGGCAGAGGGGCCCCUCAAACCUGUCCAGGGACCUCUGUCCUCCAUGCUGCCCCAACUCAAACCCGGGCGUCCCAUCCCGUGUGUUGGUACCCCGCCCUCCCUCUGCUCCGCCUCCCCCCCUUCCUGAGCAGGGGGGAGGAGACUAGGGUUUGAGGAACUGGCUCUGGGUGCCGGGCUAGGGGAGUCAGACUUCCUGUCCCCGAGACCGAAGCGUGUGGGCUGGACCCCUCCCCCCACAAUAGCUGGACGCCUGGGUCCGUGAGGCGUCCUCCCUGAUCGCGGCAUAGGAUUAUGUCUCGGAUCGAAUCCCUCACGCGGGCGCGGAUCGACCGGAGCAAAGAGCUGGCGAGCAAGACCCGGGAAAAGGAGAAGAUGAAAGAAGCCAAGGAUGCCCGCUAUACCAAUGGGCAUCUCUUCACCACCAUCUCAGUUUCGGGUAUGACCAUGUGCUAUGCCUGUAACAAGAGCAUCACAGCCAAGGAGGCCCUCAUCUGCCCAACCUGCAAUGUGACUAUCCACAACCGCUGUAAAGACACCCUGGCCAACUGUACCAAGGUCAAGCAGAAGCAACAGAAAGCUGCUCUGUUGAAGAACAACACUGCUUUGCAGUCUGUUUCUCUUCGCAGUAAGACAACCACCCGGGAGCGGCCUACGUCUGCUAUCUACCCCUCCGACAGCUUCCGGCAGUCUCUCCUUGGCUCCCGCCGUGGCCGCUCCUCUUUGUCUUUAGCCAAGAGUGUUUCCACCACCAACAUUGCUGGACAUUUCAAUGAUGAGUCUCCCCUGGGGCUGCGGCGGAUCCUCUCCCAGUCCACAGACUCCCUCAACAUGCGGAACAGAACCCUGUCAGUGGAAUCCCUUAUUGAUGAAGGUGCAGAGGUAAUCUACAAUGAGCUAAUGAGUGACUUUGAGAUGGAUGAGAAAGAUUUUGCAGCUGAUUCCUGGAGUCUUGCUGUGGAUAGCAGCUUCCUACAGCAGCAUAAAAAGGAGGUGAUGAAGCAGCAGGAUGUUAUCUAUGAGCUAAUCCAGACAGAGCUGCACCAUGUGAGGACCCUGAAGAUCAUGACUCGCCUCUUCCGCACUGGGAUGCUGGAAGAGCUGCAGUUGGAGCCAGGAGUGGUCCAGGGCCUAUUCCCCUGUGUGGAUGAGCUCAGUGACAUCCAUACACGCUUCCUCAGCCAACUGUUAGAGCGCCGACGCCAGGCCCUGUGCCCUGGCAGCACCCGGAACUUUGUCAUCCAUCGCUUGGGUGACCUGCUCAUCAGCCAGUUCUCAGGUCCCAGUGCAGAGCAGAUGCGUAAGACCUACUCGGAGUUCUGCAGCCGCCACACCAAGGCCUUAAAACUCUAUAAGGAACUGUAUGCCCGAGACAAACGCUUCCAGCAGUUCAUCCGGAAAGUGACCCGUUCAGCUGUCCUGAAGCGGCAUGGUGUGCAGGAGUGCAUUUUGCUGGUGACUCAACGCAUCACCAAGUACCCGGUGCUUAUCAACCGUAUCCUGCAGCAUUCUCAUGGGAUUGAGGAAGAGCGCCAGGACCUGACAGCAGCACUGGGGCUGGUGAAGGAGUUGCUGUCCAAUGUGGACCAGGAUGUGCACGAGCUGGAGAAAGGGGCUCGCUUGCAGGAGAUCUACAACCGCAUGGACCCGCGGGCCCAGGCCCCUGUGCCUGGCAAGGGUCCCUUUGGCCGAGAGGAGCUUCUGCGGCGCAGACUCAUCCAUGAUGGCUGCCUGCUCUGGAAGACAGCAACGGGUCGCUUCAAAGAUGUGCUGAUGCUGCUCAUGACGGAUGUGCUGGUAUUUCUCCAGGAGAAGGACCAGAAGUAUAUCUUUCCUGCCCUGGAUAAGCCUUCGGUGAUAUCACUGCAGAAUUUGAUUGUAAGGGACAUUGCUAAUCAGGAGAAAGGGAUGUUUCUGAUCAGCGCAGCCCCUCCUGAGAUGUAUGAAGUGCACACAGCAUCCCGGGAUGACCGGAGCACCUGGAUCCGUGUCAUUCAGCAGAGUGUGCGCGUAUGCCCAUCCAGGGAGGACUUCCCCCUGAUUGAGACAGAGGAUGAGGCUUACCUGAGGCGGAUCAAGAUGGAACUGCAACAGAAGGACCGGGCACUGGUGGAGUUGCUGCAGGAGAAGGUCGGGUUGUUUGCUGAAAUGACCCACUUCCAGGCAGAAGAGGAUGGCGGCAGUGGAGUGCCCUUGCCCACACUCCCCAGGGGACUUUUCCGCUCUGAGUCCCUGGAGUGCCCUCGUGGCGAGCGACUUUUGCAGGAUGCCAUCCGUGAGGUGGAAGGACUGAAAGACCUGCUGGUGGGGCCUGGAGUGGAGCUGCUCUUGACAUCCCGAGAACCAGCCUUGCCCUUGGAACCAGACAGUGGUGGUAACACGAGUCCUGGGGUCACUGCCAAUGGAGAGACCAGAUCCUUCAAUGGCUCCAUUGAGCUCUGCAGAGCUGACUCAGACUCCAGUCAGAAGGAUCGAAAUGGAAACCAGCUGAGAUCCCCCCAGGAGGAGGUGUUACAGCGAUUGGUCAAUCUCUAUGGACUUCUUCAUGGCCUGCAGGCGGCUGUGGCCCAACAGGACACUCUGAUGGAAGCCCGGUUUCCUGAGGGCCCUGAGCGGCGGGAGAAGCUGACCCGAGCCAAUUCUAGAGAUGGCGAGGGCAGCAGGGCUGGGGCUGCCCCUGUGGCUCCUGAAAAGCAGGCCACAGAGCUGGCGCUACUACAGCGGCAACAUGCACUGCUGCAAGAGGAGCUGCGGCGCUGCCGGCGACUGGGCGAAGAGCGGGCAACUGAGGCCGGCAGCCUGGAAGCCCGGCUCCGGGAGAGCGAGCAGGCACGGGCUCUGCUGGAGCGGGAGGCUGAAGAGGCUCGAAGGCAGCUGGCCGCCUUGGGCCAGAAUGAGCCACUCCCAGCCGAGGCUCCCUGGGCCCGCAGGCCUCUGGAUCCUCGGAGGCGCAGCCUUCCUGCAGGCGAUGCCCUAUACUUGAGCUUCACACCCCCACAGUCCAGCCGAGGCCAUGACCGCCUGGAUCUGCCUGUGACUAUUCGCUCUGUCCACCGACCCUUUGAGGACCGGGAGAGGCAGGAGCUGGGUAGCCCUGACGAACGGCUUCAAGACAGCAGUGACCCUGACACAGGCAGUGAGGAGGAAGGUAGCAGCCGUUUGUCUCCACCCCACAGUCCACGAGACUUCACCCGAAUGCAGGACAUCCCGGAGGAGACAGAGAGCCGAGAUGGGGAGUCUGUCGCUUCAGAGAGCUAAGGAGGCCCCUCCCCCUCCACCAAGAGCCCCACUGAAGAACAUUACUAAGGGGGCAAACCUUGGGGACUCUAAUCUACCAAUGA
Molecule: messenger RNA, 4188 nt
Organism: Castor canadensis (American beaver)
Lineage: Eukaryota; Metazoa; Chordata; Mammalia; Rodentia; Castoridae
Source: RefSeq, a predicted model, not a curated record